Cuscuta epithymum is the source of this 1702-nucleotide messenger RNA. The record is from the annotation of a GenBank genome assembly. NCBI's taxonomy places the organism in Eukaryota, Viridiplantae, Streptophyta, Magnoliopsida, Solanales, Convolvulaceae.
AGGCGAGUAGAGAAACCAUGUUCCAUCCAUAUCUGCUACCUCCAUCAUGUUAGUCCGACAAUCCGCCCCAAAAUAGCUCAAGUGCUCCAAGUAUUGGGUUAAAUACCGCUUUUACCCCUGCACCCUUUUUAAAAAAGUGUUCUUUUCCUCUUUAUCUGUUGAAGCUUGGAGUGUCUCAGCAAAUUGCAACAGCUCUCAAGCAUUUGCAUUUGAUGGCUUUCUGGUCAAUGUGACGGACCUUGACGCUUUCCUCUCUCUCUAUCUCUCUUUGGGUUUCUUUACGUUACUUCCUGUCGUUCACUCGCUGUGUUCAUUUCAUCUUUCACAUUAUUUCCUGCUGUGCUUCAGACCAUCUUACACUCUAAAGGGUUGUGCAUCACUAAGGAAUAUUUUUUGAAGAAAGUAAAAGGAAACAACUUUAUCGGCCUCUGUUCCAUCACUCAAUGGCAGUUUGUUGCGGGAAGCAUGUGCUAACCAUGGGUUGAGAGACUAACUAAACUCAAGUUCCCACAUGGUGUCCCCAUCAACAUUGGGUGAAGGGCAUUGUAAUGCUUCUUCUGUAAUGGCUUCUCCUUCAGCAAUUUUGAAGGGUAAGGACAGGUUGAACCUUAAAGCUACAGAAUUGAGGCUUGGUCUUCCUGGAUCUCAAUCCCCUGACCGAGAUGAAGAAGUUAAUAAUAAUGAUCUAAAACAUGGAAAAUUCAAUGAAAAGCCUUUGUUCCCAUUGCUUCCUUCAAAUGAAGGAAUCUGCUCAUCUCUCAAGGCUUCUGGGAACAAAAGAGGGUUCUUAGAAACAAAGGUCGCUUUAGUGACUCAGGCUAAUAAUUGGAUGCUUACCACUCCCAAAUCUGAUUCUCAGGCUAAUAUGAAGGACAAGCACGUGCAAGCUAAGGAGCAAGUUGUUGGGUGGCCGCCUAUUAGAUCGUUUAGAAAGAACACACUGACUUCAAGUGCUAAGGUGAAUGAUGAAGUUGUUGGAAAGCCCGGCCCCAUGGCUAUUUUUGUUAAAGUCAGCAUGGAUGGAGCUCCGUAUCUUAGAAAGGUGGAUCUUAGAACUUACACCUCAUAUCAAGAACUAUCUGCUGGGCUUGAGAAGAUGUUCAGCUGUUUUACCAUAGAAGAACAAUGUGAAAGCCCCCAAGGAGGUCAAGGCAGAGAACAUUUGAGUGAGAGUAUGUUAAGAGAUUGCCUUCAUGGAUCAGAGUAUGUGGUUACGUAUGAGGAUAAGGAUGGAGAUUGGAUGCUUGUGGGAGAUGUCCCAUGGGAUAUGUUCAUAGAGUCAUGCAAGCGGUUGAAGAUCAUGAGGGGCUCUGAUGCAAUUGGAUUAGCUCCAAGGGCUAUGGAGAAAUCCAAGAGCUGCAGGAACUAGCAGACAGCUUCUCAAGUAGCAUUUUGCUGCAUCCUAUCCACUCUUCAGCAAUCUGCCUGCCAAAAUGGACAUAUCUCUCUCUGUUUAUUUAUUUGUUCCAAUGCCUCAUUAUUUUGUUCUAGUAUGGCUGAGAUGAUGUUUUUCAUCCUAAUUAAUAUUUGUAUUGGAUGUGAUAUGAACAGUGAAUUGUGAUAAAUCAACUAAGAGACUUGUAGCAAUGUAAUUUGAUCUAUUGUUUACGUUUUGUUCAAAUAUAAUCGAAUCAUAUCUUCAUUUGAUAGGGGAGCAGGACCCUCCCUAUAUACGUGUUAUAUAGGAACCUCCGUUUGAUAA